This is a messenger RNA of Plasmodium gallinaceum, 1146 nucleotides long. Its product is annotated as PIR-like protein. NCBI's taxonomy places the organism in Eukaryota, Apicomplexa, Aconoidasida, Haemosporida, Plasmodiidae. The coding region runs from base 1 to 1146 and encodes 381 amino acids. The transcript has 3 exons. The record is from RefSeq and is a predicted model, not a curated record.
AUGAUGACUAUCUACAUUUAUUUUUUAGUUUGCAUAUUCCAAUAUUUUUACAGUAUAAAUUUUGAAAUUGGAAAAAAUAACCUAAAAAAAGAAUUGAGUCUCAGAAGUGAAAGAAUUCUAGCAGAAGAGCAACAAAUAAGAAGAAUUAGAAAUGUAAGAUCAACCAGUGAAAUUAAAAGUAGUUUGAAAAGUUGGUUAGAUAGUAUUCAAGAUGGUUUAUUUGAUGAACUAGAUCAAUUAACUAAUAAUUUUACAGUUACCAAUGUUAGGAAAUUUUCACAAUGGAUGCAUAAUAAAGGUGGGAUUAUUACGAGAGCAUUAAAUUUAGUACCAGAUCCUGAUACAAAGAGUUUUUUAAAUGAUACCUUGACUUCAUGGAGAAGGCUUACAGAUGAAGUUCUAGUAAAUUCCGCAAUAGAAUCAUAUGUAGAUAGCAUAUUAUAUCCAGCAAAUAUAAUAACAAAUAAUAAUGGAUCAUCAUCUACAUAUGCUUUAUCAUCUAUUAUACAAUCUACCUCCACUUCAUUACCCACACCUACUGAAUCAACUAACAUAACUACAUUGCCCAUAUCUACUUCAUCACCUGAAUCAACUGUAUCUCCUACAACUGCUUUGCCAUCCACAAUUGAUUUAUCAUCCACAAUCAGUUUAUCACCUACUACUUCAUCUGAUUCUCAUAUUAAUUCUACUACCCCUUUUAUAAAUAAUAUAAGUGAGUCAUCUACUGUUCUUUCUACAAAUGAAACAAAUACUACGACUGCGCUAACGAUUAAUUCAGUCUCAGUAACCCCUGUAAAUAAUAGUGGGGGCAUAACUAGUGCAACAUGCACAGGAUUAUUAUGUGGACCAGCUUUUGUUGCUCUUCCUGUUUCUGUUGCUCUUCUCGGGGGAGUUUUUUUUUUUGUUCUUCUUUAUAAGUAUACUCCUGUUGGAAAAUUUCUUGGAAGAGAUAGUCCAAAAAAAAAAAAAGGAAAAAAAAGAUUAAAUGAAAUGCCUAUGGAAAGAAUAAAUUCUCCUAAAUUAUUAAAAGUAGAAAAAACGGAAAAUGUAAAGAGAAGUAGAUUACAUAGAUUUCUUCGUGCAUUCGGUUACGACAAGAAUUUUCCCUAUAUAGAUGAAGAUAUACCCUCAGAUCAAGUAAUAUAA